AACACACCGCAGCCGGAUUCCAGCCUCCUGCUCCAGGGCCAGGGCCCUCUGCCUGGGAUCAUGAAGGAUCUACUGACCACAAGAAACCAGGAUUGCUGGAAGGAGUUGAUUGAGAAGGAGUUAUUUAGUAGAGUUGGCUGGAACACAAAAUAUGGGCACAAGUUUCCCAGGCUCCAGCCCUGCAGUGGUCCCAAGAGGAAAUGUUUUCUGCCAACUAUCUUCUCCCCCAGGGAGCAGGAGGAAGGGAAUCAGGGGGAGGGAACUGGUUUCAAGAAAAAUGGGAUAAGACAUCAAGAGAGGCAGCCAAAGGAUGUCAGCCUUCCCAGGAAGCAGGAAGAGGGGGUACAGGAGCCCCUUCUUCCUGAGAUGAGACCUGCAUCCCCAGGAACAAUGCGUCUGCUGUACCAGGGCAUAUCCUGGGAGGGCAAAGGGAGGCACCUGUAUCUGCAGGAGAGAAAGCAGAAGAGCCCAGAGGAUAAAUUCUCUUAUCCAGUGCUGUCAUCCUGGGAGUAUGGCUGGCGCUUAGGAGGCUUUGUUACAGAAGGCAAGGCUCCAAUGCAUGCCAAGUCUAGAAUUGUAAGGGAUACUUUCUACAUCAAGAAUGGAAUCUUCCACCAUCCAUCAAAAAGUGACAAGUUAUCGUGAGCUUUAAUGUUUGCUGUGUAUAUUAGUAAUGCAGAACUGUGGGCUUGUUGCCUAGCAGGGCUGUUUGUUUUUAAGUCAAGUUAUGCAAACUCUGUAACGAUUUCCUCCUUUAAUUGUCCAUUCUAUGGGAAAGAAGUUUUAAGGUUCCUUACUCGGACCCUCCUCUACUUACUACAUAAUUUAACUUUCAAACUUAUUUUAAAUGCACUUUUUGGAUUUACUUGCAUGUGCCAGAUAAAUUGUGUGUCUUGGUUUGAUAAGAAACCAUAGGUUUUCCUCUGCUUCUUUGUUUUUAUUUGUCCUGUUUAAAGACUCUACAAAUGAAUGAGUCUAGAGGUUACUUGUGUAGAGCUAAACAACAGGCACCGAGCCAAACAACACUCAUUCAGGAAAAGACGUAAUACAUUUGUAGGUAGUAAAAUGUCUAAAAAUGGUGCUUCUAAACUAAAUAUUCUGUGUCAUUUUAUAUAGUGUCUAAUAUACCAACAAAUAACCUCAGGCUUUCACUGCAAUUUAGUAGUCACUUGAAGUCUCCUUUAAUGUCUUUCCAGGGCUAUAAAUUACUAGAGAACCUAACUAUUAUGGGGUCUCCAAAGAUCAGUAGCUUCUAAAACAACAUCAUAUUUUACCCUUAGAUGACUCUGAUGUAAACAUGGGAGUCUGAAACCAUGAGUUUUCAUCUCUUUCCGAUACUUAAUUUCUUUCCAAUUUUGGGCUACUUACUUAACUUGUUAUGUCCAUGUUUGUGAAAGCACUUGAGGAAUGAAACACGGUUAACUCUUUUUAACACAGCAUCUGAUGAAGUAAACUUACAAAAGCUUA
This is a messenger RNA of Gavialis gangeticus (Gharial), 1467 nucleotides long. RefSeq lists its product as uncharacterized. Lineage: Eukaryota; Metazoa; Chordata; Crocodylia; Gavialidae. The record is from RefSeq and is a predicted model, not a curated record. The transcript is spliced from 2 exons. The coding region runs from base 61 to 645 and encodes 194 amino acids.